AUGCCCUUCGACACCAGUCUCCGCAACACCUGCAUCUUCCUCCUCAUCUUCAUCCUCGCCUUCUUCCCCAACAUCUUCCAACGUCUCCUCAAACCCGCCCUCCUCCCCCUCGAGCUGCUCGGCGCAGACUUCGCCCCACGAAAAGUCGCCCUCCCCACCUGCAAUUGCUGCCCUCCAGCAAGUUGCACCCCGAUUGCGCAAGCAGUACAGCCAGCAGCACCACACGCGCAACCGCCCAGCAUGUCGUGGUUCCAGAAACAGUUCACGCUCCCAUCUCAGAGCAGAGGAAGCUAUCUCAUCACCGACACUGUCACGAAAGAGCUACCUGAGAUCAAGGACUACAAAGUCGGACUUCUACACCUGUUCAUCCAGCAUACAUCCUGCGGCCUCUCGCUGAACGAGAACUGGGACGAGGCUGUGCGGGAAGAUAUGAGCGAUGCGCUUGACAGGAUCGCGCCAGAGGACCGGAAGGGGAAUUUGUAUAGACACAGUGCUGAGGGAUUGGAUGACAUGCCAGCCCAUAUCAAGAGCGCACUUGUUGGCGCGAGCGUCACGGUGCCGAUCAGUAAUGGACGACUCAACACGGGGACGUGGCAGGGGAUCUGGUACUUGGAGUUCAGGAGUAGUAAGCACCAGAGGAAGGUCGUGGCUACGAUACAGGGCGAGAAGAAUUCAUGA
Messenger RNA from Fulvia fulva, 678 nucleotides. Its product is annotated as UPF0047 protein. Bases 1 to 678 code for a protein of 225 amino acids. NCBI's taxonomy places the organism in Eukaryota, Fungi, Ascomycota, Dothideomycetes, Mycosphaerellales, Mycosphaerellaceae. The transcript has 2 exons. The record is from RefSeq and is a predicted model, not a curated record.